This is a messenger RNA of Xenia sp. Carnegie-2017, 1053 nucleotides long. RefSeq names its product bax inhibitor 1-like. The transcript is spliced from 10 exons. Gene Ontology annotation, cellular component: mitochondrial membrane. Gene Ontology annotation, molecular function: enzyme binding. NCBI's taxonomy places the organism in Eukaryota, Metazoa, Cnidaria, Anthozoa, Malacalcyonacea, Xeniidae. The record is from RefSeq and is a predicted model, not a curated record. Gene Ontology annotation, biological process: negative regulation of endoribonuclease activity; cellular response to unfolded protein; negative regulation of RNA splicing. Bases 7 to 861 code for a protein of 284 amino acids.
UGACCAAUGAAACGCGAGCACGUCAAAAGUACCAGGCUUUUCGUCCGCCCCAAAUUUACACGGCAACAAGGACGGGGAAAAAUUUGUUUUCCUUGCAAUUUUCUCGCGAUUAAAAACAAGAAAGAAGUGAAUUUUGUUCGGGUUAUCAUGGAAAGUUUGACGAAAAACAGGGGUUUUAACUUGGCCGCUUUGACAGACUUCUCGAAGCUAGACACUCCAACGAAGAAACAUUUGAAGAAUGUCUAUUCUGCGCUUGCGAUGUCAAUGUUUGCAGCAGCUGCAGGUGGAGCCAUCCAUAUGUUCACUCAUUUUUUGAAGGGUGGCAUUCUCUCGGCCUUGGGCGGUUUUGGACUUCUGUUGCUAUUAAGGUUUACACCAAACGAUGGCAAAAAUCAGUUGAAAAGAUUCGGCUACUUGAUGGGUUUCGCUUUCUGUACAGGUCUUGGUUUGGGUCCCAUCAUGGAAAGAGUCACCCAAAUUGACCCCAGCAUUGUACCUACAGCAUUCUUCCUAACAUCAUUGAUCUUUGUGUGCUUCACAUUGAGCGCUUUAUGGGCUGAGGAACGUAGCUAUCUUUACUUGGGAGGUUUGCUUGGAUCGGGAAUGAUGAUCUUAAUGGUCAGCUCUUUGAUCAACAUCUUUAUGAGAUCCUAUGUCCUAUAUCAGGUUCAUCUUUAUCUCGGUCUGGUCGUCUUCAGUGCCUUUAUUUUAUAUGACACCCAACUGAUUGUGGAGAAAUUCCGCCAUGGUGACAAAGAUUAUGUAUGGCAAUGUGUUGAUUUGUUUAUUGACUUUAUUGCUGUCUUCCGUCGCAUCAUGGUCAUACUUGCUCAAAACAAGGAGGAUAAAAGAAAGAAGUGAAUUUCUAAAAUGAGUUGUAAACACUUUUCUUCAAAGUCAAUCAUCUUAAGUAAAGCAACAUUCCAAACUCAACGUAAUUAUCAUAUAUUGGUUUGUGUCUAAGCUGUAGUUCAUUGUUUGUUACUAAACGUAUUGCCUUGCAUUCAUAGCUUGUAUAGUAUGGCAUUUAUAGUCAAUAAAAGUUAAAGUUUA